CGGCACGCUGGUGGCCUCGAGACUGUAUGGGCCCGGGUCAGCUGGGCUAGCGGCGGCGCGCGGGUCCGCGGGAGGCGGCGGCGGCGGGUGAGGGCUCGGCCCGGGCGGGGAGGCCUCGGGGCCCGCCGGGCGCGGUCGCCCCGAGCCUGUCCUGCGCUGAGGGAACUUUGUGCUUCAAGUUGCCCCUUGCCGGGUGCGGGUCCUGGGUGCACGCCGACUCUCGGGGCGGCCGGAGCCGGGAUCCCCCUGGGGCUGCCCAGCCCGCGAGCCACAGCCGAGCUUCCAGCAUCAGAUUGUGUUUCUCUUGACACUUGUCACCUUUGUUUCCACCGUCCCCCUCCACGGUGGACCUCCCGUGAGCGGAGACGUCCAAGACUGCAGGGAAAUACUGGGGAGAAAAGUGCCCCCGGAGGAACAGAAAGAGUACCUCUACUUGCUGGCUUGUGAUGACUGACAUUUUCUCUGAGACGAUGGCCUGGACCAAAAUGAGAAGUACGUUUCCGUCGCCGAUCGCAAAGUAGCAAAGUAGUAGGCGACAGGCUGAGGACUGCCGGGCGAGCGAUGGAUCCCUGUGAAGAUCUGGAAGUGUCCGGUGGUAAAUCUCAGGACUCUAGGCGGAGGCAGCCUCAUGAACUUGAAGGACCACAGGCCAGCGGUCCUGAGGCGCUGGGGAAGGACUCUGCUGAGAUGUGGAGCCGGAAAUACCAGCUGCGGAGCAAAUACGUGCAGACCAGCAACAGUGAACCACAAGAUCAAAACAGAGUUUCCAAAGACCUUAUAACGGUUGUCCAAGAAAUGAAAAAAUACUUUCGGUCAGAGAGACAGAGUAAACCAAGCACCCUGGAUGCUCUCAACUAUGCCCUUCGCUGCGUACACAGCGUGCAAGCAAACAGUGAGUUUUUCCAGAUUCUCAAUCAGAAUGGAGCGCCUCAAGCAGACGUGACCACGUACAGUCUUGAGGAGCUGGCCACUAUUGCUUCAGAGCACACUUCCAAAAACACAGAUACCUUCGUGGCAGUUUUUUCAUUUCUGUCUGGAAGGUUAGUGCACGUUUCUGAACAGGCUCCUUCGAUCCUGCACUGUAAGAAAGAGUUCUUAGAGUCCUCUCAUUUUGUUGAACUGCUCGCCCCUCAAGACGUGAGGGCGUUCUACACACACACUGCCCACGCUCAGCUUCCUUUCUGGAACAACUGGACCCAAAGAGCAGCCUCAUGCUAUGAAUUCGCUCCGGUGAAAUCCUUUUUCUGCAGGAUCCGUGGAGGUGAAGCCCGGGAGCUGGGGCAGCCUCACUGCCCGUUCCGGAUUAUCCCCUAUUUGAUUCAUGUGCACAGCUCGGCCCGCCCAGAGCCUGAGCCCUGCUGUCUCACGCUGGUGGAGAAGAUUCAUUCUGGUUACGAAGCUCCUGGAAUCCCAGUGGAUAAAAGAAUUUUUACCACAACACACACCCCCGGGUGUGUUUUUCUUGAAAUAGAUGAAAGAGCAGUGCCUUUGCUGGGUUACCUACCUCAGGAUCUCAUUGGAACAUCCAUCCUGACAUACCUGCACCCGGAAGAUCGUUCUCUGAUGGUCGCCAUACACCAAAAAGUCUUGAAGUAUGCAGGCCAUCUUCCCUUUGAACAUUCACCCAUUAGAUUUUGUUCUCAAAAUGGGGAUUACAUUGUAUUGGAUUCCAGUUGGUCCAGCUUUGUGAACCCAUGGAGCCGGAAGGUUUCUUUCAUCACCGGUCGGCAUAAAGUGCGAACGAGUCCACUAAAUGAGAAUGUUUUUGCCACCGGAAUAAAAAAGAUGAACAGUAAUGACAAAGACAUAACAGAAUUACAAGAACAAAUUCACAGACUUCUCUUACAGCCCGUUCACGGGAGCGCAUCCAGUGGCUAUGGGAGCCUGGGGAGCAGCGGGUCUCAGGAGCAUCACCUCAGCAUCGCAUCCUCCAGUGAGUCCAGCGAGCGCUGCAUGGAGGAGGUGCAGAAGGCACCGUUGACUUUGCAGCAGGUCUAUGCCAGUGUAAACAAAAUCAAGAAUCUAGGCCAGCAGCUGUACAUCGAGUCAAGGGCCAAAUCACCAAAGAAGCAAGUGGUGGAGACCGGCCCGGGACAGCGUGGUGAUGAGCAGAAGGCCUUUUCUUCCUUCCAGACAUUAAAAAAUAAUAGCAUGUACACCGAGUCUUGUAAGGAUUUGAGAAGGUAUCAGCAUAGCCCAUCCUAUCAGCAAUUAAACUGUAUUGAUAGCGUUAUCAGGUACCUGAAGAGCUACACCAUUCCAGCUUUGAAGAGAAAGCGUAUCUCCUGUACAAAUACGACUUCCUCAUCCUUGGAAGAAGACGGACAGAGCCACAGAGCAGAUGAUGGCCAAGCACUGCAAGUUGCUCUUACAUCACCAGCUGUUUCUCAGAUCCCAGCCGUACCUACAUCAGAAAUGCCAGCUAAUGGACGGUCCACAGAUGCUGAAGGAGGAACUCCACAGGCCCUGACCGAGGAGGCUCUGAGCCUGGACGUGAGGCAGUGCAGCUACAGCAGCACCGUUGUUCACAUGCCACCACUGGAGUCAGAAUUGAGUCCAGCAGAGCUUGGCACCCUGCCCUGUGAGCCCUGGACCCUCAGCACACACCCAGCUCCACUGGCCUCACAACAGUUUAAACACAUAGGGCUCACAAAAGCUGUGCUGUCAGCCCACACGCAGAAGGAAGAACAGAGUUAUGGGGAUCAGUUCCGGGACAGGAUUCUGUCAUCGCCCUACGGCUCCUAUCUUCAGCAAGAAAGCAGAAGCAAAGCUACAUAUUCAGAUGUUCAAGGAGAUUCUGCUUCCAAGCCUACCCGAUCCGCUGGUUGCAGGAAGGGGAAGCACAAGCGUAAGAAGCUGCUCAUGUGGUCAGACAGCAAGGGCACUAAGGAUGACUUCUGUCCCCACCUCGUAGGAGAGGCCCAGGAUGGACAGCCCUGGUGCCCUUCCUCCACCUCCUCUCCUUAUGCCUCUGGCCCAUUGCUCCAGGCUGCAGUGGUGGUUCCCAGCCAGGCACCUUGCCUAGUCCAAGCCCUUCCCCUCCCAACCAUGACCUCCCUGGGGAGAGAACGUGCAGCCUCAGAAACUGUGUUGCAGAGUCUGCCUGAGCCGCCUUUCCCCAAUGGCUUGCAGUCUUUCCCAGCUCUGCCCUCUGCUUGCUUAGAUACUUUUAUGAACAUCUUCCUGCAUGACCCCCCUAUCUGUCCUCUCUUGUUACCACCAUUCUCCCCAUAUCCAUUCUUGGGAGCAGCAGGCUCUUCUGAAAUACCCGCCUCGGUAUCAGCAGUGCCUCCAAAUCCAGGCCCACCAUCUUCAGCCAUCAGCCAAAGGAGCGGUGAGGGAAAGUGGGGGACCCAGAAUGAAGGGCACCCCCUCAUUAACUCAAAGAGCAGCUCCCCGCUCCAGCUCGACCUGCUGCAGGAGGACAGGCCCAGAUCGUGUGCAUCCCCAGAAGCUGAGUAUCAGCCUGUCAGUCUCAACAGUGAGAAUAAGGACGAUCGUCUUCCUCCCAGUGGACUGUCUACAGUGCCCCUGCAUGAGGCUUCUCCGCCGGGAGCUGGUUCUGCAGCAGCAGGAAGCAGUGGCAGCAGUAUAAACUUUGCUACUAGUGAUUAUUCUUCUGAAAUCUUUCAAAAUGGGCAGCAAUCUCAGGAUGUACAGAAAAAAGAAACAUUUCCCAACUUAGCUGAAGGGUCCAUCUGGAGAAUGAUAGAACAAACACCUGAGUGCAUUCUGAUGACGUAUCAGGUGCCUGAGAGGGUUAAAGAAAUUGUACUGAAAGAAGACCUAGAACACCUGGAAAGCAUGAGGCGGCGGCAGCCGCAGUUUUCUCACGGACAAAGGGAGGAGCUGGCCAAUGUGCGUUCCUGGAUUCAGAGCCAGAUGAUCCCUCAGGAAAUAGACGUCCAGGGCUGUGUCACUUGUGAAAACAGAGACUCAGCUGGUGAUGCUGCAGAAUCCUGUGGUCCGGAUCCAGCAGAAGCAGCAAAUGUCUCUCAAUCCCUGCCAGAGGUCUGAUUGGCACUGCCUUCUUUUUGUCCUUAAAUAGGGGAAAACACUUCUUCCUUUCAAGUUUUAUAGUUUUUUAUAAAAUGCAUCCUGAUCACAAUUAUGAGAAUCACCCUUUCUAUCUGCAAUGCUGCUGGACUCUGAUUUUCAAGCCUCGUAGCUUAGAUUUACUUUCUAAAGUGGAACAGACAGCUCUCGAAUCUGCAGGGGAUUGGUUCCAGGACCCCCUCGCAGAUGCUAAACUCCAUGGAUGCUCAAGCCACUUCUAUAACACGGUGGUACAGUCAGCCCUCUGUACCCACGGAUCCACACCCAGGAUUCUACACCCCUCCCCGAUUCUCCCCACCAGGAAUACGGGGGGCCAACUCUAGCUUCCUAGAAGGUAAAUCUUUCUUCAGGUGUCAGAACCAUUUUCAAAUGAUGCCCAUGACACUUCCUGGAAUUUUCUCACUUUAAGCUGUUCCGUGCCCAUAUUCCUGUCUCGUGAAUAGAGAACUCUCCUAUUGUGCUCCAUCUCGAUUGUUAAAUGAUCUCUGAAGCCCUUGCUGUGUUGGUCCAGUUGUGUGGUGUUUUUGCCCUUGGUGAAAAAUCAAAUUUUAAAAAAUGAACCAGCCUGGAUAUUGUCCAUCAGUAGAAUCGCUGUGACCUUCUGUAGUGAUAACCUUUUUAAUUUGUUGAAAUCAAAAAUGACAUGGAGCAAUCAGAGGACUGUUCUGCGUUUGUGAACAUGUUUUUUAAACCUGACCUUCUCUAAUAUAAGCCCUCUUUUCGAUUCUUUCUGGACGUUUGUUUUAUCGACAUUUGCUUAUUUCUUUGCCUUACUACACGUUUAGGGGCAAUUUAAAAUUGGUGCUUGUUGUAAGCAGAUCUAUAAAACCAUUUGUAGUUUUGAUACUUUGAUAAGUCGCCGAAUUAUCAUGUUUGGAGUUUGGACCAUGAUGCUUCUACUGAGGAUGCGCAGACGAGGUUCAGCAGUGCGGCUGCCGCCCCCCAGGGGGGCUCCCCCCAAGUUUAAACAGUUCAAGUUUAUUAACUUUUUGUCUCGAUAACUAUAGAAAUUGGUAAUAAAAAUGUAUACUAUAGGCUUCAGUGUUUACAGAAAUGUUACCAAAAAGCUGUAGUUUCUUGGCUGAGAGGUCAGGAUUUAUGAACAGCAGAAUGCUGUGGGAACGGAAUCGUUUUACAAUUAAGUGCAACUUCAUCAUAACUCACAAGGUAAAUUUAAUCCAAAUAGAAAUUUUCUUUUAACUGAGUUUAUAAUUAACUGUGAAUUUACUUGUUUUUAAUGGUUAUUAAUAUUUUAAUCGGGUAUCUUUGUUAAGCAAAAACAAUAAACGGUAUACAUGUAAAACUUGAGAAAUUUCUUG
Messenger RNA from Delphinapterus leucas (beluga whale), 5375 nucleotides. NCBI's taxonomy places the organism in Eukaryota, Metazoa, Chordata, Mammalia, Artiodactyla, Monodontidae. The record is from RefSeq and is a predicted model, not a curated record.